CACAGAGACAGCUUGCUUCUGAAUACGAAGAAGCAAACACUAAUUCGUUUGCUUUCAUCAAAGACAAAAUGCUUACCUAUUUCUAGCACCAUUUAUAAGAUCUCGAAACUCACAUUUCCCGUGUAAGACUCUUCAAUCUGGUUUACCGGUUGUACUUGAACAGAUGUUGGUUGAAUUGCACUACCGUUCAAGCACGAUGCUUUUACUUUCGGGCUUCAACAGUCAACAUCACAAGUCAUAUCAUUAUCACUGGCCCCAUUAUCAGUACAAAUAACUAUAAUUCAUCAGCAAAAUGCUGAGCAUCACACGACAAAGUACAGCCUUUGCCUUGUACAAAAAGUGUGAACAUUGGCCAAACUUGCUCACCAAGGCAAAACGACGAAGGAAAAUCAACUUUCCCAGUCACAUUGGCAGUUUCUAUACUUUGUAAAAAGCUUGUAUCCGCUUUCUGCUUCUCGCGAGAUACAUGGCCUUUGGGUUAUCCAUGGAUCUAGACCAGCCUGAACAGCAAUUUACAUCACUAUAUUCUUCCCACGACACGUUGCCGGCACCAAAGUUAUGUUGAAUGAAUAUCAUCUGUGAUAUUUCUUCUACACAGACUUGGAUCUUAAUUUAAUGGGCAGCUUCACAUCGUAUCAAGUCUUGCCAUCGCUAAUCAUACUCCCAACGACCAAAGGAAGGUUUUCAAGAUUUUCGCUUAUACAGAGUUUACCGAUGUUUUAAACAAAGAAAGUAACGAACCAGCAAAACCUAGCGGUGCAAAUAGAGGUUUAAACUUAUUUUCUUUACCAGUCGACAAAAAGAGUUUAUCAAGAUGUUCUUUAUAUACCAGGGCUCCCCCGAGUCCUGUCUCUGCUGUCUCUACUACUCAAAUCAUCUCCCACCUCUCUAAUCCCCUUUCAACUUAUACUUUGUUGCCUCAUCAUGGACUCCGCACCCAUGCUUACCGCAAUGCUUUCAGCAGCAUUUCAGCUGGGACCUCCCACAGGAUUCUCCCCAGCAGCUCUCCCAGUGUCUAUACCAGCGGCUCCUCCAGGGUUUCUGUCAGCGCCUCCCCCAGGACUUCCACAAGAGCCUGCAUUCGGAGCUCCACCAGUCUUCCCACCACCCCUUCCACCAGUGUUUCUUACAAGCCGAUCCAAUGCAGAACGCCAAGUAGAGGCACUUCAAGUCAUGGACUCGCGACCAGCUCAUCACUUUACUCGACUCGAGAUUGCAGCACUCUGCAACUUGCCUCACAGGGCCUUCACGGAUGGAGAUUUCCGAUUGCCAAGAGGAAACACCCUUCACAAUGGCCUGAAAGCGCUACUCGCUCUUUUUUUCGAGAGGCCCGCUUCAGACACUGAAGUAAGCCGUAGCCAAGCGUCCACCACACCAACUUCAUUUGACAGCCUGGAGAAUCAUCCCCGCAACACCACGGCUAAGUUUAGACUUACAUAUUCCCACAACGCGCAAGGAGUCCGCGACGUUCGAGAGGCUAGCACAGGUGCCUGCCUGAUCACACAGUCUGAACAUAUUACGGUUUCCUACAUCUGCCCAUUUAGGUUCAACAAUACCAGAGAGAACCUAAACCAGGCUCGAAACGUUAUUGACACCGCUUGCAUGUUUCUGCCAAAGGACCGUCACGAUGCUCUGGAGGCGCUUCUCGCAGGCGGGCUUGGCUCGUCUGACAGAACGUUCAAUAUGCUACGCAUGAAUCCUUGGGUUGCAUUUUGCUGGCGCAAAUGCAACUUUGCCCUUGAAUGGGUAGGCUCAAGAGGCCCCUUGUCAGUUGAAGACGACGUCGGGCCAUUUGCCCACGAGUGGUCCAGAGCCUACUUGCGAGUGCACGUUCUGAAUCAAGUCGGAAGAAACAUGGACGAGAUCAUCGACAAUGCUAGCAUGGGCUUCUUCGAUGAGAUGUUUUCUGUCUAUGGUGGCCAGUUUAACCCCGUUGAGAGCAUGAGACUGGCCUCAGGUAUUGAACUUGAAAGCCAUCUUUUCCUAGACGUGUGGACGCCGCACAGGAGUCUUGUCUUUACCGAUGUGAAAACAGCGGACUUGGAAAAUAUGAAGCUCAUGAUUGAUUUGCAAUUUGCUCUUGUUUCCACAUUUAGAAUGGCGGGUGGCAUCGACCCCCAGGAAUGCCCACACAAUGAAGAACCACUUCCCAACAUAGAUACAAUUGCGCCGCAAUUGUACUCGCAUCCAGAAGCAGGGCCCAGUGGGUUACUGGAGGAUGAAGAGGGUGAAGAAUAUGAAGAAGGCGAAGGAUAUGAAGCGGGUGAAGAAGAUGAAGAAGAUGAAGCUGGAUACUGGGAAUUCCUAGAAGAUGGGUAUUACUACCCCUAUUAGUAUCCUUUGGGCUAUUGGAUACAUAUUUGUCCACAUUGUACAAUUUGUGUAAAAAUACAUGUACACACAAGCGUUUCAAGUCAAACUAUACUUGACAUAGCAAAGCAUAUACCUUACAUAGACAGACUAAAAUGAAAAAAAAAAGAAUGUAUAUAUUACAAUAAAA
Messenger RNA from [Torrubiella] hemipterigena, 2500 nucleotides. The record is from the annotation of a GenBank genome assembly. Lineage: Eukaryota; Fungi; Ascomycota; Sordariomycetes; Hypocreales; Clavicipitaceae.